AUGAGGACCUUUGCCACUCUCGCCUGUACUCUCGCUGCCCUUUCCCAAUGUGCUUUUGCUGCCUUCAAAGAAGGGACCUACACAAUCGGAUCUGCUGCCCUUGACUCUCAACUUCUGACCGACGUUGCUGCCGACGAGCCUGUUGUUUUUCAGGACGCAGACGGAACCCCACCUCAAACCUGGUUCUUCGCUCCCGAUCAAGUUGUGAAAGAUGCAUUCACAAUUACAAGUACCCUUGGUGGUUCGCUUAACUGUGGUGAAGCCGAGGGCUCUGUUUGUGUAGCUGGAAGCAACGAGACACAGGUUUAUACCCCGGAGAAAGUUUCCAACACCGCGUAUCAGCUUGUUUCACGAGACUCCGGGUACUUCUUGCGUGCUGAAAAUGGCCAAUUGGUUGUUGCCGGGUGGGACCAGACCCCGGAAGAAGAGUUUAUCUUGACUCAAGCUUAA
This is a messenger RNA of Penicillium angulare, 450 nucleotides long. RefSeq lists its product as uncharacterized. The coding region runs from base 1 to 450 and encodes 149 amino acids. Lineage: Eukaryota; Fungi; Ascomycota; Eurotiomycetes; Eurotiales; Aspergillaceae. The transcript has a single exon. The record is from RefSeq and is a predicted model, not a curated record.